AUGGCAGAAUCAGCUCCAGCUCAAGCCGCUGCGCCGGCCAAAGCAGCAGCCAAGAAGAAGGUGGUGUCCAAGCCGAAGAAGGCUGGUCCCAGCGUGGCGGAGCUCAUCGUCAAAGCUGUGGCCGCUUCCAAGGAGCGGAGCGGCGUGUCUGCUGCCGCCGUCAAGAAGGCUCUGACCGCCGGAGGAUACGAUGUGGACAAGAACAAGUCCCGCGUCAAGACCGCCAUCAAGAACCUAGUGACCAAGGGGACGCUGGUCCAGACCAAGGGGACCGGGGCCUCCGGCUCCUUCAAGAUCAGCAAGCAGGAGAAAGUCGCUCCCGCUGCCAAGAAGCCCGCAGCGAAGAAACCCGCAGCUGCCAAGAAGCCCAAAGCAGCGGCAGCCAAGAAACCUGUAGCCGCAAAGAAGUCCCCGAAGAAGGCUAAGAAACCCGCAGCGGCCAAAAAGCCCGCAGCAGUGGCCAAGAAGCCCGCAGCAGUGGCGAAGAAACCCGCAGCAGUGGCCAAGAGCCCAAAGAAGGCCGCAAAGAGCCCCAAAAAGCCCUUGAAGAGCCCCACCAAGGUGGCGAGGAAGCCCCCCACAGCCAGGAAGACCCCCGUCAAGAAGGCUGUGAAGCCCAAAGCCAAGAAAGCAGCACCCAAGAAGAAGUGA
Molecule: messenger RNA, 651 nt
Organism: Pseudoliparis swirei
Lineage: Eukaryota; Metazoa; Chordata; Actinopteri; Perciformes; Liparidae
Product: histone H1-like
Exons: 1
Coding region: 1-651 (216 amino acids)
Biological process (GO): nucleosome assembly
Cellular component (GO): nucleosome
Molecular function (GO): DNA binding; structural constituent of chromatin
Source: RefSeq, a predicted model, not a curated record